Camellia sinensis is the source of this 1144-nucleotide messenger RNA. The record is from RefSeq and is a predicted model, not a curated record. Lineage: Eukaryota; Viridiplantae; Streptophyta; Magnoliopsida; Ericales; Theaceae.
AUAUCUCUUUCUUCGUAUUUUAUCUAUGGUGGAAGCAUAUGAUCCUUAUUUUGUCCAGAAGAAAGAUGCUAUUGGAGUUCUUGGUCUGUCUUCCCUUCAAAAGAUGACAGCGGCUAUGAGGAUGCUCGCUUAUGGAGUAGCGGCCGAUUCUGUAGAUGAUUAUGUGAGGAUUGGAGAAAGCACUGCAAUAGAAAGUCUACAAAGGUUUGUUCAGGCAGUGGUUGCAAUUUUUUCAGAUGUGUACUUGAGGGCACCAAACAAAGAUGACAUUGCUAAAUUACUAGAGGUGGGAAAAAAUCGUGGGUUUCCUGGAAUGUUGGGGAGCAUUGAUUGUAUGCAUUGGAAGUGGAAGAAUUGUCCUACUGCAUGGAAAGGUAUGUAUUGUGGUCAUAUCCAUGAACCAACUAUUAUUUUAGAAGCGGUGGCUUCCUAUGAUCUAUGGAUAUGGCAUGCAUUUUUUGGAUUACCGGGAUCUCAUAACGACAUCAAUGUGUUAGAACGUUCUUCUGUAUUUUCUCUCCUUACUGAAGGGCGUGCUCCCCAAGUUGAUUACUCAAUCAAUGGAAAUGACUAUACAAUGGGGUAUUAUCUCGCUGAUGGUAUAUAUCCUCAAUGGUCAACAUUCGUUAAAACAAUUCCAUCUCCACGAGGCAAUAAGCAAAUACAUUUUGCUAAGGCUCAAGAGUCAGCAAGGAAGGAUGUCGAACGAGCAUUUGGAGUGCUCCAAGCACGUUUCUCAAUUGUGCGAGGACCUGCACGUUUUUGGAAAGUUGAAACCCUUAAAGUUAUUAUGAAGGCAUGUAUAAUAUUGCAUAACAUGAUUGUUGAGGAUGAGCGAAAUGAACAAAAUAUAGACUGUAAUUAUGAUGCAAUCGAUGAAACUCUCCCUCCAGCAGUGUCACACGAGCGUACACCCGAACUUUAUGACUUCAUUCAAAAUCAUCAUCGCAUAAGAGAUAGACAAACUCAUUCUAAACUCCAAGCAGACCUAGUUGAGCAUUUGUGGCAUCUACAUGGAGAUUUGUAACAAUUAGUGUUAGAAAUAGUUUAUUUAUUUUGAAUUUUAUUCCUAACUUUGCUAUUUAUGAUUUUUUUUCUUAUUUAUUCAUUGACCUUUGUAAGGUUUUUAAUUAGUUAAUUUGUG